This is a messenger RNA of Sus scrofa (pig), 2499 nucleotides long. RefSeq names its product claudin domain containing 1 (gene CLDND1). Gene Ontology annotation, cellular component: membrane. NCBI's taxonomy places the organism in Eukaryota, Metazoa, Chordata, Mammalia, Artiodactyla, Suidae. The record is from RefSeq and is a predicted model, not a curated record.
GCGGAGGCGGAGGCGCGGGAGUUAUGGAGGGGGCGGGCUCUGCAGGGAAGUGCGUCAGAAGAGGCGUGGGGAGAGUAGGGUUCUGUGGUUUGAGCUUGAGGGUGAAGCUGGCGGAGCAGGAGGAUGGGCGAGCAGUCUGAAUGCCAGAAUGGAUAACCGUUUUGCCACAGCAUUUGUAAUCGCUUGUGUACUUAGCCUCAUUUCAACCAUCUACAUGGCAGCCUCAAUUGGCACAGACUUCUGGUAUGAGUAUCGAAGUCCAGUUCAAGAAAAUUCCAGCGAUUUGAACAAAAGCAUCUGGAACGACUUUGCUAGUGAUGAGGCAGAUGAAAAGACUUAUAAUGAUGCACUUUUUCGAUACAAUGGCACAGUGGGAUUGUGGAGACGGUGUAUCACUAUACCCCAAAACACAUACUGGUAUAACCCACCAGGUAUAGAAAGGCCAGAGUCACAUGAUAUGGUCACAAGAUGCAUGAGUUUCACGCUAACUGAGCAGUUCAUGGAGAAAUUUGUUGAUCCCGGAAACCACAAUAGUGGAAUUGAUCUGCUUCGGACCUAUCUUUGGCGUUGCCAGUUCCUUUUACCUUUUGUUAGUCUAGGUUUGAUGUGCUUUGGAGCUUUGAUUGGACUUUGUGCUUGUAUUUGCCGGAGCUUAUAUCCCACCAUUGCCACAGGCAUUCUCCAUCUUCUUGCAGGUCUGUGUACACUGGGCUCAGUGAGUUGUUACGUUGCUGGAAUUGAACUACUCCACCAGAAACUAGAGCUGCCUGAGAAUGUGUCCGGUGAAUUCGGAUGGUCCUUCUGCCUGGCAUGUGUCUCUGCUCCCUUACAGUUCAUGGCUUCUGCUCUCUUCAUCUGGGCUGCUCAUACCAACCGGAAGGAGUACACCUUAAUGAAGGCAUAUCGCGUGGCGUGAGUGGGAAGCUGCCCGCUCUACAACUGCCAUCUUUAUGAUUUUUGAUAUUAAUAUUUCCCUUAUCUCCCCCAGUUGCUUUUAAUUUAACUUUUUUUGUGGAUAUACCAUUUUAUCCUGAAAACCCAUUUUAUUUAUUCAUACAGAUGGUUGUUUCUUAAUACCACUAAAACUUACAUGGAACCUGUGAGUGAUUCCAUCUUUCAGACAAACUAAUCUAGGUUCAGAGUCCAGACAGAAAAAAAUGGGUAGACUCUUGGCAUAAAUUUGUGAAAGAAAAUUAGUAGUAGAGGAGGUUGACCAAAACAAGUUAUGCUGAUGUCUGUUAGACUUUUCAGUAAAGUUACUGUAUUUGUUCAACUGGAAACACUAAUUUCUUUGGGAAACUUCUUUUUCAUAGUCAAAACUUAUAUUCACUUUGCCAUAGUAGGUAGCCAGUCAGCCAGAGGUAUUAGUGCUAUUUUAAGGACUUAGGCUAUCUAAAAUAGGGAAAUUAUCUAAAAUCUUUUCCCUAAAUAUUGGCAUAUAGGUUCAUCUGAGGUGAAAUAUGGCAGUUGUUUAUCUACACUGUGUCUGUUUACAAGAAAGGAAGUGUUUACAUGGAAUUUUAACUUCGUAAACUGCAAGAAUUCCAGUUCAGCCAGGCAAGAGGAUUAACCUUAUUUUACUUUUUUUUUUUUUUUACACUCUCCUUAAUAUGUCAGUAGGAUUUUCAAUAUCACCAAAUCAUUUUGGAUUUUUGUUCCUUCCCUCCUCGCACACCAGGCUUAUUAAAAGAGUGCUUUCUUUUUAACACUACGUUGGGGUCACAGUAAAAUUCUCCAACUGCCAUCUAUUUAUUUCACCUAAGUACCGUAAAGAAAGUUCCAACAUAAUGACCCUCUGGAGCUAGGAAAACUACCACAAGACUUAAAGCAUUGGCUGGUCAUUAACUUCCAGCUGUGGUCUUUAUUUCUUGUGGUGAAAUGAAGUGCCUUUCCUUGCCUAAUCCCUCCCUGGUGUGUAUCAACAUGAUUUAAUGUCUUCUAAUUCAGUCAUUUUUUUAUAAACAUGUCUAUAAACAUUGAAGUUUAAAAAAUCUUAUUUAUUUAUUCCAUUACUGUAGUACUUGACAGAUUUUGAAAAAAAAUGUAACUUAGUAAUUUCUUACAAAAUUCUAAAUCUGUCUUUUUUUAAAAAAUAAAAAAUGAGAAGAGACUCAGAAUUGUGUAUAGUGUCUGAGUUGAUUAAAUCUCCAUACUUUAGGAUAAAGAAAUACAGGAUUCUGAAUGAGGAUUUCUGUGGAACAUGUGUUGUUGGGUUAUAGGCUUAUCUUUAUAUCCAGUGUUUGGGUCUCUGUUUUACCUUCCAGAAAAUGUGGGAACCUCUUAGGAACCUUUUAACCCCAUUAGAAAAUAAGAGACUCGUUAUCUCAUGUGUCAAAGUUUUAAAACGUGUUUUCAAAGUAAUUUUGUGAUGAUUAUGUAUCAUACUUAAUGUGGCUGGUUUUUCAUAUAGUCAUUUAAUGGCUGUGGAUGUUUAUGUUCUACAUUAAUGAAGUAAUCAAGUCACUUCUGACUUAACAAUAAAGCCAGUAUUACUCUGCA